Messenger RNA from Colletes gigas, 548 nucleotides. RefSeq lists its product as uncharacterized. The transcript has a single exon. Lineage: Eukaryota; Metazoa; Arthropoda; Insecta; Hymenoptera; Colletidae. The record is from RefSeq and is a predicted model, not a curated record. Gene Ontology annotation, molecular function: catalytic activity. The annotation marks the transcript as partial.
AUGUCCCAAGUCCUCGCGGAGUGGGGGGUUGGCCUGGCGGUCGCCGCCGAGCCGUACCGCGUGCCUGAUCACCCACAUUGGGUGGGCGACGCGGACGGUUUGGUGGCGACGGUAUGGGGAGGUGGCGACGGGUCCCCGCCGUUCUCCAUUCUGGAGCGCGGUCGGGGUUUCGUCGCCGUGGACUGGGGGGGAGUCGCCGUAGUGGGGUGCUACAUCUCGCCCCGCAGCGGUCACGCCGCGUUCGAGCUGUACUUGGCCGAGGUCGCGGCAUGCGUGCAGCGCUGCGCGGCCCGGCCGGUGCUGGUCCUGGGGGACUUUAACGCCAAGUCGGUGGCUUGGGGAUCCCCUAGGACCACCGUUCGCGGCGGGAUCCUGGGCGACUGGGCGGCGGGGCUCGACCUUCGGUUACUGAACCGGGGGUCGGAGCACACGUGCGUGCGGCGAUAUGGGGGGUCUAUCGUGGAUGUUGGAUUCGCGACCCCCAACGCCGUGCGCAUGGUGUCGGGUUGGCAGGUGGCCCCGGAGGCAGAGACACUCUCCGAUCACCG